This is a messenger RNA of Planococcus citri (citrus mealybug), 4802 nucleotides long. RefSeq names its product PTB_TBC1D1_like and TBC domain-containing protein plx (gene plx). The transcript is spliced from 20 exons. Lineage: Eukaryota; Metazoa; Arthropoda; Insecta; Hemiptera; Pseudococcidae. The coding region runs from base 594 to 4220 and encodes 1208 amino acids. The record is from RefSeq and is a predicted model, not a curated record.
CCUUUUGGAGUAUAUGGUUUUCGCGGCCGGACAUCAUUGCGCAUCGCGCGCUUGUUUUGUUUAUUCUUUACGCGGGUUUUUCUCUCUUUCUUUCUGGCGUCCUCAAGUACCUUAUGUACAUAAGCUGGCGAGUGUAUGUCGAAGGCGAAAAAUUGAAUAACUUCCAACUAGCUAAAUUUAUAUUUAGCGUUAAUAUUGGCCGCAAUGAUUUUUUUCUUUUUUCGCUUUUUAUUCUUUUCGCGCAGUGAUUGUUAACGUUCGCACCUGAUGCCUGGUGUAUUGGACUUGGGCUUAUAGGCUUAUGGGUGUCUGGUGGAGCCAUCGAGUCUAGCUGUCCGUUAUGUCUAUCUUAUAAUAAUAUCGUAACGCGUGUGAUACAUAUAUGUGCACCGGAGUUUACGAUAUACGUACUCGUAUAAUAAUCGAAUCGAGCGCGUGAAAAUUAAUCGUGAUUUUACGCCAAACGCGUUCGUAUAGUACGAUCGUACAUAUAUGCAUGCGUGUGAUUUAUCGCACGACGCCAUGUUUUAACCAUAAUACUCGUACCUACCUAUACUUGGAUACUUUGUAAUUGUAAUUCGAACAGAGAGAACAUGUACACCAGUAAAUCAGAUACAGACAGCAGAUCUUCCAGUACCUCGAAUAUACACAAGAAUAGUACCUUCAAUUCGCAAUAUACCGAGAUAUCACCUAGUUCUUCGCAUUUUUUCGAGGUACUCUACAUCGGAAAAAUUCGCGUCUCUAAUCGUAAAAUAAAUGAAGCUUUCAUAGACGCAGCUUUAGUAAAAUUUCGUCAAAACGAGCUACACAGACAUUUGUCAAAAAACGGUUACCAGCAUAUCCGGAGACCUUCGCAGGAUGUUGAAAUCAAACUCGGUGAAAACGGAUACGAUCAUAGCAAAUCGUCAUCUUUUCGAGUUUUAUCUGAAAUUAAUAAACCACCAACAGAAAGAUCAAGAGCCAAUUCGAUAGCAUCGUUUCACACAUCUGGUGGAGAAAACUCAUCGCACCGUUCGGACGAUGUGGAAAUGAACCGUACGAUGGUGUUUCACGUAGGACGUACAGAUUUAAGGCUCAUAAGCACUGAUCGUAAAGAAGUUCUUUUAUACAAACAACUUAGAGAUGUUAUAAAUUGUGUUCACGGCAAGGAGGAAACCGAUCAUUUUGGAGUAAUAUGUCGAGAUCCGAAUAGCCCGAACACUUAUCUCGGUUAUGUAUUCAAGUGUGAAUCGAAUUCUGUUGUCUCUGAAAUAAUAGGAGCGAUAACUCAGUCUCACGCUCUGGGGAAGAAGAAAAGCAAUGUUGUUAUGAACUGCGAGCAUUGCCCGAUGGUUUGGUUUCAGAGACUUUUAAACGAGAUUGAAGGAAUGAAAGAUCAAGAUACACAAAACACGAUACUCAAAAGACUCGAAGAACUACCGGAAGACGAACAAGAGAUGAUAUUGAAUAAAUUGAACGCCACAGCUUCAAUUAGCAUUAUUGACGACAACUGCAAAGAGCAGAACCAGCUUCUGUUGACAUUGCUGAAAGCACAUUGCGACGGCAAACAAAGCCGGCAUGUUCACGAUACUGUCGAAAACAGGCAUGAAUUUUUAAACCAUUAUUUGGGCGGUGGAACGAUUUUCAUGAAAGCCAAGCGUUCAUUGACUAGUUCGUUUGAUCAGCUUUUGAAAAGGAAGCCUUCCAGAGAUGAUUUUGGUGUUAUCAAUAAAGAGGCUAUAGCUCCUCCCGCUAAACCAGCUGCUAUUACCAAGGAACAUUCUCAGUCUUCAAUAUCGUCCUUGGAUGUCGUCGAAGAGAAUAAUGCUCCCAAGAAUGUUAACUCCUUGUCAAGUAUCGUUAAAGAAAAAGAAAGCGGAUAUCUGUCUGAUUCUGCGUCACCCCAUAAAGGAGGUUUAAAUAGUCCUAAAAAUAUGAGAGAAAUAUUUCUUAAAGUAGGCAAUUCGCCUCGAGCCUCAAUAGUACCUUCUGAUAACGAAGCUGACGACCUAGAAAACGAAGGAGGAUCUUGGAGACAUAAUAUUUUCAAAAAUGUUGUCACUCCAAAUAAACUUGCAAAAGAAGCUCCAAUAAAAGCUCGUGGAAAAGAAGAAUUACGUGCCUUGUGGAAAAAAGCCAUCAAUCAACAAAUUUUAUUAAUCAGGAUGGAAAAAGAAAAUGCCAAAUUAUAUGCUAGACAAGAAGAAGCCACCAUGAAACGGAUAAAAUUAGAAUACGAUGAUAUCUGCACAUCGGGAAAAGAAAACACCGAAGUGUGGGAAGUCAUGAUCAACAAAGGAAAUCGUAAAUACGACGAUCAAAUGCUUUUACAAGCUGUACGAAAAGGUGUUCCUAGAAGUAGACGAGGAGAUGUUUGGAUAUUUUUAGCGGAGCAUUAUUGUUCGAAAAUGCCUCCUCCUAUCGAUUGCUACAAAUUUCCGAAAUACAAUGUGCCAUAUGAACAAUUACUAAAAGAGCUUACAUCUCAACAACACGCUAUAUUAAUCGAUUUAGGGCGAACAUUCCCGAACCAUAGUUAUUUCAUGUCUCCUUUGGGACCUGGUCAACUCGGACUGUAUAAUUUAUUGAAAGCGUACUCGCUGUUGGAUGAAGAAGUAGGAUAUUGUCAAGGAUUGAGCUUUAUCGCUGGAAUACUUUUGUUACACAUGAGCGAAGAUCAAGCUUUCAUUAUGUUACGACAUUUGAUGUUCAGACGUAACCUCCGACAACAAUAUUUACCUGACAUGGCCGGACUUCAAGUGCAAUUGUACCAAUUAACUAGGUUAUUGAAAGAUUAUCUGCCGGAAUUAUACGAACAUUUUGAUAAACACGAAAUAUCUCCGAUAUUAUACGCCGCUCCGUGGAUAUUGACCAUUUUCGCUUCUCAAUUUCCUUUAGGAUUUGUUGUGCGGAUUUUUGAUUUGAUUUUCGUCGAAGGAUCUGGUGUAUUGUUCAAAGUGAUAUUAGCUUUGCUUAGUCAUCAUAAAGAUGCUUUAUUAGCAUGCGAUGGAUUCGAAUCGAUCAUGGAUUAUUUAAAAAUAACGGUACCAGAAAUCGAUAAAAAUGUUUUAGAUCUUGUGAUUAAACAAGUUUCUACUACAGAUAUUACGAAACCAUUGUUAGAAUAUAAUGUUGAAUAUCACGUAUUACAAGAAGAACUUUCCACCCCUCGUCCCGAAACUAAAAAAUUGAAACAGAUGGAAGAAGUUAAUAAAGCUCUUAAAGAAAAAAAUCAAUCGUUGAUGGAACAACUAGAGAUCGCUCUCAGCAACAACAGUCGUUUGGAAACAGUCCGGGUGAAACAUUUAUCGCAAAUUAAUAAAUUGGAAAGUGAAGUACGUGCUUUAGAAGUAACGGUCAACACGUUGGGAAAUUUUAUAUCGACGAUAGCGUACGGAAAAAGCGACAUUGAAAUACCAAACGACGUUCUCAGAAUUUUAUCUCAGUUGAAUAUGGCCGAAAGACGUCGUAGCUUACCGAAAUCAUCGUUGACUGAUUUAAACGUCGAUUUUAAAGCAGCUAAAGAUCAACAUAUCACUCUUGGUCAAAUCAAGUCUAAUAGUUUGACGCCUAAAAUGGGUUCGUCGUAUUUUGCCAACUCAUUCGAUCAAAUUCGCCAACAAAAAUUGAAUCAGUUACCAAAUAACGUAAAUAAUAAAAAAUUACAAGAGGUGUCCGACAGCAGUAAACAUUUCACAAAGUCGUUAUCCGAUACCAGAAAUAUUAAAUUUGAUAAAAUCAUCGAAGAAUCUGCCGACCGCAGUCAAAGUUUGGGUCGAGUUUUAUCGCCUCAAGAAAUGGAAACGCUAAAACUGUUUCAAAAAAAUUACUCGAAAGAAUUGCGUAAAAACGAAGACACCGUUAAAACAAAAGCACCCAUGCUGACAUCUAAAAGCAGCUUUGAACUGGGCGUUCCUUCCAAUUUACUUCAAACUGACGGAAAUUCGCCGUAUCCGUUGAAUUGCGGAGGAGUGCAAAUCUCAUUCGCCGGCUCGACCAAACUGAAGAGUCUUCGUCCUUCUAGGAUUAAAACAGAAAUGCACAUUAACGUGCCUAAACAUUUAAUUAAAGAACAUAGUUCGAGUAGUGAAAACAACAAUAGUGUUGAUAAUAAUGAUUCGGCAUUCGACGAAAGCGUCGAGUCGAUUGACUCAAACGGUAAUCUUUCGGAUAAAGCUGAAAGCACCGUGAGUGCGGUGCAAGAUUCGAAGAUGUGUAAUUCCGAUAUAACGAUUAGUUGAUCGUGUGGAUUUUCUUCCGUGCCAUUGCACAGUAUUUGAUUUUUCAAACGAAUACUCCAAGUAUUAAAUAGUUCCAAAAAUUCGUUUUAGAUUUACCUACUCGUAGAGAUACUUUUGAUAAUUAUUUUGUUACGUCAGUUGAUAAAUUUAAGUUUUAUGUCUAUGAGACUGUUAAUUAGAGAUCGAUGGUAAAUAUAUUUUUUUGAUCUCUUUAAUUUGCGAAUGAAUUUCAUUUUUGUGAUUAUUAUUGUUGAUUGAUUGUGAUUUUUUUUCUUUUUUUUUUUGACAUUACAUUAUUGUGUAUUCCGUUAUAGAGUCCUCUUUAUAUUUAUUAUGAUAAUUGAUAAUGAUAGUUUAUUUUCUUAUUCUUAUCCAGUGACGUAGAAAAUUUUCUAAUUAAAUGAAUAUUAUGAAUGAUUUUAAAUUUGAUAUAUUUAUUUGAAUUUUUAAAAAAAUGACUAAUAUUAAACGUUAGUAAUUUAAUUAUGCCUAUUUCCGAAUCAGAUAAUGAUUUUAUGUACAUGUACUUGAGCAGUACUCACAAUUACAUGGAUUUUUAAAUAUAUUCUUUUUGUGUAUUAA